UUGGCAUUAAAAAUUGAAAAUAAUUAUUCUAGUAUUUCAGUUCAUUUUUCGAGAUAAAAGGAAUAAGAAAUACAUAUACUUGUGAUCUUUGGUAUUGGAUAUACAUUAGCUGUCAGAUUUUUAUCCAGCUUUGUUUUUGUUGUGGUGAUCGUUUUUACGUGUGCGUAGAUAUUGUAUCAAAAUAGUCAAUAAAAUACGUAAGUAUUUAAAUUUUACGCAAAAGACAUUAUAUACACUUUAUUAAAAUGGAAACUAUAAUUUCUUAUCGGGUGUCACUUGACUAUUUCUUGCAAUAAACUUAUACAUUUAUACUUUUCAUUCGAAGUUAAAAGUUUUUUUUCGUCACACUAGAAUACAAUUUCUGAGCCAAAAAAAGAAUUCGGUGCUUUUAUUUCAGUUUAAAGAAUACGUUAAAUUCAAGUACGUAAAAUAUUUGUUUCACUUUUCAUUUUUGAUGACUGAGCAAAUUUAUUUUUGGAAAUCUCUUUCCUGGCUCUGUUAGCAGUUGUAAAUUUGGUUUAAAAGUAAUUAAACUAUGGAUGAGGACAGUGAAGCAUUAAAUUGGGUACUAGUUGACAAAGUUGAUUGUUUAGAACAAUCAGAAAAUUCUGUCACAACUGUACAAGAUUCAGAUCAUGAAUCUGAAACAAGUAUCAUUACGGUAAGCGAACCAUCAGACUCCUCUGAUUCUUCAGAGGAGCAGCUAGAUGUAUUGCAGAAAUUAAGCCAUGAGACUGAUCAAAAUACCAACAUAACUGACAACUCUGCUGACUCAUCUUCAGAAACACUAGACAAUGUUUCAGAAGGAACUUCUAUGCAGAAUUCUACAAAAGAAAAUGGAUAUCAACCUACUGAUGAUGACAUGUCUUCUAUUUCUACAUCUGAGUCUUCAAUGAAAUCUUGGACUUUUGUAAAUAAUAAAUCUGAACUGGAUGUCCAGACUACAAGCAAGCCCUUUUUCCUGGACUGCUCCCAGGAGCCCAUCUUAGAAAUAUCUGAUAUUGAUACUGAGAGUAUUCAUGAUUGCCAAUCAGUUGUGAAGAAAGAAGAGUCUAUAAGUAACAUGUCGAAUGCAGUUGCUGAAAGAAUACCCACUGACCAUCACUCUAAUUUUAUCCUUAAUGGAAUGUUCAUAUCAUUCCUAUUUUUGACAUGCUCAGUUUUUUUUAAAUUCUAUUUGGAUAAUAUUGAGAGUGAGUAUCAUUCUCCUCUAAAUACCAUUCUGGAUAUGCCCGAAGUUGACAAAGAUAUUAUUAAUUUUUGCAUAGAAAAAUAUAAAGAUCAUUAUUCUGAUGAAGUUAUUGAAAGGUGUUUGAGUAAAACUCUGAAGAAAAAAAAGAAAGAUAUGUUGAAGAAAUCAGAGAUCUACCUUCAAAUCAAAGAAAGAGUUUUAGAGUUAAGAGAAAGAGAACUAGUUGAAAAAGAAAAGGAAAUUCUAAAUAAGUUGAAGAAAAGAUUGUACAAUAGUAACUUGGAAACUGGAGAUUUUAAGAAAGUUUAUAAUAGCAAGGAAAGAAAUGAAGAUAUAGAUAAUAGAGUUGUCUCAUUCGGUAAUAAGAAAAAGAAAGAGAAAAUAAAGAAAAAGUUUGAAACUGAUGAUGAGUAUGACAGAUUUAAUAAUAUAGGAAAGCUAAAAAAGAAUAAAAAAAAAUUGAAUGCCUUCAAUAAGAAAGAAAAGGUUAAGAUUGGUAUUGAUGUAUGCAAGGAAGAUUAUGUUAAAAAACAUCAUGCACAAUUCAAAAACAUUGACAAAACUAGAAAUAGGGAUUAUAAAAAAGGCAAAAUAUUGACAGACAUUAAGAAUAAAAUUAAAACACAGUUUACCAAGCCUAAAAAUAAUUUUAAAAAAUCCACGUAUCAAGAUAAAGCUGAUUCAGAUGAUGAAUGGUAUAUAAAAUACAACCCUGUAAAAAACACCAUUGAAUUUAUUAAUAUUACCAUGUUGCCACACCAAGAUUCAAUUUUAAUAAGAAAUGGUAAUAAAACAAUUAAUGGGCAAUGGUACUUUAACUUGUACGGAUCUUCUAGGACAAAUUUCAGAAGCACUGAAAGAUUUUCUGAGACAAAUUGGUAUUUCAAGAGAAACCGGUUUAGAGAACAUAAAAGGGACAAGGCAAAAUGGUACUUUGACUAUAUGUCUGCCAGAGAAAAUAAUAGAUGGUUCUUUUGAAUAUUCUAUAUGUCUACAUGUUCUAUGUCAAUAAAAUAAUACAGAUAAAAAUUAUACUUAUAGUCAAUUCAAAAAAUAUUUUUGUGAAACUAAUUUAGAAAAUUAAUACCAUGUACAUUACCUACUACCUCUACUUUUUCUCAAUUAAGUAAUGUAAAAAAUAUUCUAAAUUAUUAUAUAUUUUUUAAUUCAGUGUAAAAUGUCAUGUUUUUAUCAGUUAUUAAUUUUUAGACCUAAUGUAUUCUAUUUUUUUUAAUCUUGUCUGACUAUAUGGAUCUUAAAAUCACUAUAUAUAAGUGUUUACCAUAAAUCUGUUUUUAAAGUAUUAAUUUAUAUUAUUUUUUGUUCUGAAAAAAAUCUCUCACAAUUUAUUUUAAUCACAAAAAUAGGUCAUUUCUGACAAAGUGAGUGUAAUGUUAAGUUUUUGAAUAAAAUAUUCCACUGAAAUAUUUUGUAUUGAUAUGAGAAAGGUUCCUAUAUAGAUUGAUGUCAGAAA
Molecule: messenger RNA, 2666 nt
Organism: Sitophilus oryzae (rice weevil)
Lineage: Eukaryota; Metazoa; Arthropoda; Insecta; Coleoptera; Curculionidae
Exons: 3
Coding region: 536-2170 (544 amino acids)
Source: RefSeq, a predicted model, not a curated record